Molecule: messenger RNA, 3594 nt
Organism: Pieris brassicae (large cabbage white)
Lineage: Eukaryota; Metazoa; Arthropoda; Insecta; Lepidoptera; Pieridae
Exons: 3
Coding region: 10-3510 (1166 amino acids)
Biological process (GO): cell surface receptor signaling pathway; adenylate cyclase-activating G protein-coupled receptor signaling pathway
Cellular component (GO): membrane
Molecular function (GO): G protein-coupled receptor activity
Source: RefSeq, a predicted model, not a curated record
CCUUGUGUGAUGUUCGUCAGACGAAGUCUACAGAUUUGUUUAGAAGAAGCUUCAAAUAAAGGGUUAAGUGUCCGAUGGCCACAAAGUGAAGAGGGCACAGACAUAAAGUCCGACCCCUUGUGUUACAACGAAGAUACAAUUAUAACUAGAAAUUGUGUUAACAAUACGUGGAUACCUUCUUUGUCUGAGCUAACUCCUUGUUUUGAAGCUCUCCAUAUUUUUGAUAUACCACAGUCAUCUUUGUGUCCAGCUACAUUCAAGAAGGUCUCCGAGAAUAACACAAAGUAUUGUUAUAAAGUUGAGAAAGUAUCAUCGUGGAGUUUUCCAUGUCUUCAAGGUGGUGGUGCUUCGGUAAUUACACAUCUCAAUGAUGACGAUGUGGAAUCUAUUUUAACAGCUUUAAAAAAAAAUAACGUUUCAAGAUAUUAUUGGUUGCCAGGGCGCAGAGCUAAACUUUUCAGUCCUCUAAUUUGGAAUACACCCGGACAAAUGUGGGGCCGCAACGUGGAAAGCAAUAAUUUAUUGCCGGUUCGUGACUGUAUAUUUAAAAACUGCCUUUUAUUAGAUAUUGAAGCACGAGAAAUCAUAUCUGAAUUAUGUUGGAUAGAAUAUCCUAGUUUAUGUUUUUAUAGAAAUGAUAUACAUUAUCCAGCUAAUUGUCCUGAAAACUACAGUGGAGUAAGAUUAACACCACAGGAAAGUUCAAUAAGGUUAAACAGAAAACAGGAUUCAACGAAACUGUCCUGUUUUGCUUGUCGGACUCAGAUUUUGUAUGAACAGCCUGAAUUAUUGUUUGAAUACAAUGAAAUGCAUAAUAUUAUGUAUUUAACAAUUUAUUUUCCUUCCGGUUUGUGGAAAUAUAGCGAAAAUGACACAGGCAUUCAGUGUUUCUCGGACGCUAAGGGUUUUGUAAAAGUAAUAGAUAUAAACAACUUUCCGUAUAUGCACGUAAAGACUAGUAAAUAUCAAGAUAAUACCAAUUUCACUAUAGAAAAAGUCGUCUACAAGGUUGAUCUUAUAACAGAUCGAUCAGCACAGUAUUGGUGUGAGGGGCAUACAAAUAAUUUUACCUUAAUCUCAACUGAAAAAGUGAUUGCCAAUCCUCAAGGAAAUUGUAUUCAUGUAUUCUCUCUAGGAUUAGAAAUAUUUUUUACUGAUGAUGAAAUAAGAAUUGAACUAAAUGAAAAAAUGAUACAAGUCUGUGAUAAUGUGACUGAUAUCUUUAAUGCGGAUAAAGUUCUUUUAAUGGAAAUGCUCACAUAUGCCUCAGAAAAAUUGCUAGUUUUGUUACAUAUGCAUAUGCCAAUUAUGAAUAUAUACGAAGAAAAGGGCGACAACAUAAAAAUGUUAUAUGAAAAUAUGAAACAAAUUGCAAAAACGGAACUAUUUAAAUAUAACUAUACAUUUGUAAAUAUCUCUAGUUCAAUGUAUUGCUUACCAACUACUUCGAACUCGGAAGGCAUGAUACUAGAAUGGGAACUGACUGCGAUUGGUCAUAUAGCAGCUCCAAAACAAUUCUGUUUACAAGCCAACGGUUUGCCUGUAAAGAGACGUUGUCUGGGUUCAUAUAUUCUUGGUAGUAGAUGGGGUCAAGUUGAAGGUGUUUGUAAUCAAAACUACUCUCCUUCAAUAGCGACAACAUAUUUGUAUAAGUUUUAUAAAGGUCGAAUGCCCGCGAACGAUACAUUCCAAUUUCUAACAAAUGGUCUGGGAUAUAUUUUAAAUGAUGUUGGUAUAUUUAUUCCAGCAGACAUAUAUUAUUUGUCCAUAUCGUUGCAGCAAAUUCUAAACAUAGCUCAAAGUAAUGAAAGCUCCGUAGAUAUGGGUACUAUGGAGAACAUAGCGUGGAUUAUGAAUAGAGUCAUGAUAUUAGACAAUCGAUACCUAAGAUUAGCACAAACAUUAAAUUCGACGAACGUUAUAUUGGAUGCGGUAGGUGUAAUAAUUCAUAAGUUGGCUAGAAGGAACACGUCUACAUUACGAAGUCCUCAAAAUAUCGGAUAUGACUUGGCUAGACAACCAAACUUUUUAAUUCAAAUAUGUUAUCCUACUAUCAACAACAUUUCUGGUGUAGCUAUUAGGUAUAAAACAAAUACGAGUAAUUUUUUAGAUGUGGACAUAAUACCAUUGUUUAAGAAUACUACUUAUGAUGAAGUAUUAAUGAUCUCUAAUUUAGAUAUAGCGACAUGGAUUCCGGGAAAUGUUCUCGACUCUUUAAUUAUAAGUCAAAAUUUAACGAGUAACGAAACGUUGCAAGAAGAGAAUAUCCGUAUAAUAAUAAGCAUUUUCCACAAUGGCGCAGUAUUUCAAGAAUUAGAUCCCAAUUAUUUAAUUUUAAACAGUCGAGUCAUAGGUGUUACGAUUCCUGGAUUUUUACCAAAUUUACUUUAUCCAAUCCCCUUAAUAUUUCGUAAUUUAAAUAAUUUAGGAUACAAAAAACAAUGUGGUUAUUGGGAUUUUAUGGUAAAAAAUAGAGCUUCGGGAUUUUGGUCAAGUAAGGGAUGUUACUUGGUUAGUACAAUCAACAAUACGAGCGUAUGUAACUGUUAUCAUUUAACUCAUUUUGGGCAGUUAAUAAACAUUCGGCAAAGAAUAAUUGAUGGCCACGUAGUUAAUACAAAACCGUUAAAUAUAAUAUCCCUCAUAGGGAGCUUCUUAUCACUCCUUGGAAUUACCGGCAUAUGGCUUACAGCCUUUGUUUUUCAGGCCUGGAGGAAGAAAGCUGGUUCCAAAGUUCUUUUAAAUUUAACAGGAGCUAUAGCAAUGCCAUUAAUUCUAAUCGUUGUUUUUAAUUUAGGUGAUACAAUAUUUUUAGGAGAAAAUGGCAAGUACUUCGCUUCAAAUAAAAUGAAAAUAAUCUGCAUAUGUUUAGGUGCAAUAUUGCAUUAUUCCGUUCUUGCUAGUUUUAUGUGGAUGCUCAUAACCGCUUCUUUACAGUUCAUCAGAUAUGUAAGAGUUUUAGGAGUUAAACGACCUUCUAGGUUUAUGAUAAAAUUUACAUUGAUUGGAUGGGGAAUUCCACUAGUACCCGUAGCUAUCGUUUUAACAUUCGAUCCACACAAUUAUAUUUCGACUGCAUCACUAAGUAGAAAUGAAUAUGCUAUUUGCUAUCCUACUGGAUUUUAUUUAAUUGUAGCAGUUAUUGUACCGAUCUGUAUUAUUUUGUUUAUAAAUAUCACUUUGUACAUUUCAGUUUUAUAUGCUAUAUCUCACGGUCCUGAUGGAAAAAUGAGAACUACAGACAUAGACUUGAUCGGGGCCCAGAUAAGAUUGUCUAUAUUUCUGUUUUUCCUUUUGGGAUUAACUUGGAUUUUUGGUAUAUUUUCAUUCACUAAAAAUUUAGUUUGGUCGUAUUUCUUCUGUUUGACUUCAACUUUGCAAGGAUUCGUUUUGUUUGUUUACUUCGUCAUUUGUGACCCAAUUACACGUAAUUUAUGGGUAACUUUAAUGAAACCACAAUUCCGUUCUAAUUCUCCAAGAGAAAGUGUAAUAAGUAUUUCUAAUACCUGAAUGCAAGAUCAUCUCCAGGUUAAAAGAAACAGAACAGAAAAGUAUCAUAUAAUUGUAUUUAAUAAAAUAUAGUUCCAUUUGUUA